GAAAUUUUAUUUAUUUAUAUAGUGAUAUUUGAUCUCUUGAAAGAAUAAUAUAAGUAUUGCAAAUUUAUUACAAAUAGCGUACUCAUUUAUAUAAAUAAAAAAAUGAAAGAAUAAUAAAAGUAAUCCUAAAGCAUAUAUAAAAAUCUCUACCUUAAACCAUCAGUAGUUGGUAUAGGGGAUUCUUUUUCAACAGCAGGUUUGUAAUAAAGUUAAAAUAUUCAUCAAAUUUCUUUAAAUAGUUAAGGCAAGAAUAGUAUGUAACCAUAAAUAGAUUAUAAAAAAUAUUAUAGCAAAGAAACCAAUAACUUUAGGUCACUAGGUAGAGGCAAAUAAGUUAGUAGUCAAAAUAAUAAGUCUGAAGAGUAAAUAAUACUACCUCAAAUAAAAGGAAGUAGCUUUUAAAAUAAAUUUGAAGACAUCUAAGUAAAUGCAUAAAUUAAAUCAAAAAGUAUAAAUGGCCAAACUAAAUUAAAUAAUGAUCUUAAUUGUCCUGCUUAAUAGCAAAUAUAUAAAUAGUCUGAAUAAUAUAGUAAUAUAUAUAAAUAGAAAGUUAUGAAAUAAAAUUAGCUAAUAAAAAAACGAUUAUACGAAAAUGCCUCUUAAAUUUAAUCAAACUAUGUGCCUUUUACUACUAAAAUGUAGGAAAUAUAAGUUUAACAAAAUUCACUUAGCCUUCAAAUUAAUGGAACUUUAAAUUAAUAAAAAUAAAAGGCUUUACAAGAAAACUUUAAAGCAUAAUUUAUGUCUCCUUAAAUAGCAAAAAAAAAUUCAGAGAUACAACAAAGAUAAUAAAUUGAAAAUUAGUUAAAUAAUAAUAAUCAUAGCGUAUUAGUUGUUUCUUCUUAAAAUGCUUUGAAUGCAAAUAGCUUUAAAUAAAGUAAUUAGAAGCUUAACAACAAAACUUUUAGUAGAAGUUCUAACUAAAAUAAAGAAAAAUAAGGUUAAAAUUUAUCAUUAAAUAAUAUUUCCAAUUCAGUAAUUCAAGUAAAAAAAGUAGAUUCUAAUAAAAGUAAUUGUGAUAGCGAAAGAAACCAUUCAAAUUAAAUUUAAAAUAUUUCUGUAAAGCAAGAAAAAGAUUAAAUAUAAGUUAGAUCAUAAACUGAAUGCACUAUUGAUUAAGAUAUUGAUGAUAUAACCAUAUAAAAAGGUUCAUAAAAACUGAUGGUUAAUCUCUCAAAAAAUUCAUAAACAAAAGGAGUUAAAUUUGGUGUCGAUAACUUAAGCAAAGAUUCAAAUAAAAUUUCUAGUUUUUGUGGAGUUGAAGAAAAAGGGAGCAAGAAAUAAAUUGAAGAAAUACAGAGUAUUUUAAAAAAUAAAAAAUAAGAAAGUAUAAGUUUAUCAUCUACAGAAAUUUAACAAACAUAAAAAACUUAAUCUACUGUUUAAGAUAUACUUAAUCUUGAAGUGAAUUAAGUACUUUCUAGAAAACCAACUUAACCUAUGGAGAGCUCAACGUUUUCAAAGGUUAAAUCGUCAUAUGAAUAAAAUAGUUUGAACAAAUGUUUUUCUGAGUUCGAUGAAGGAAUUUCUGAUGAAAAUGAAGACAGUUUUGAAAUGGAAGAAAGAUUAAAUGAAUUUAAUGAUGAAAUGAAUUAGUAGUAAGCUGGCUAAAAAAAAGAGGAUUAAGAUUAAGAUGAAGCUGGUAUUGAUUAGUAUUAAGAAAAUUCACCUUAACUUACAUAUAAUGAACCAUAAAUUAUCGAAAAAGUUUAAAAUUUUAAAAAUCAAUUAAGCUAAGAAGAUAUUUAGGAUAAUUAGAAUGGUAAUGAAGGUAAUCAUAACAAUGAAAAUGAAGGUGAUGAUGAUGGAGCUACUAUAAGCUACAAAAAAUAAGUUCAGUAACAAAUUAUAGAGAAAUAGAAAAAUAAAGGAAUCCUUAAGACAUUUACAGUUUAAGAGACUAAAAGAUUAUUAAAAUUACAAAAGAACACAUCAAACUAUGUUUAAAGACUACAAUAUAUAAAAACUUACUAUAAUGUAUAAGAGAAAAAAAUUAUGGUUCAAAAUACUUAAAACUAGUAGUAAUUUAUUAUAGAUAUAUUUUAAGACGACACUGGUGGUGGUAGGUAUGACUGGAAAAUUAAUGAUGUCAUGUUAGGUGCAGGCUCACAAGGAAGAGUUUAUAAAGCCUUUUGCUAAAAGCAAGUUCGUAAUUUUGCUCUAAAAAUGAUCAAUUUAGAUGACUUUGAAAGUGACCAAGCUUUGGAUGUGAUUAACGAAAUUUGCUUACUGAAAUUUCUAAGAGGUCAUCAACCUUUUAUUUAGCUUCAAGAUGUUUUUGGAUUAGAGAGAACUAACUAAAAAACAUUAAUUUUAGUUAUGGAUUAUUGCUAAUGCAAUCUAAUGGAGAUAAUUAAUUAUAGGAAAGACAACAGACUAUAUUGGAAAGAAGAAGAAUUGAUGUUCAUUUUUAAGCAGAUGCUUGAAGGACUUAAGUUACUUCAAGACAAGAGGAUAUGCCACAGAGAUUUAAAAAUGUAGAAUAUCCUUUUUAGUGCAAAAGAUAUAAAAUAUAAAAUUGGAGAUUUUAGUGAAGGUAAAUUCUUGUAAAAUAGUUAAUAAGAAUAGUCCAAGGAAGAUUAAAUGCUUCACAGUUUUAGAGGGACAUGGAAAUAUUUAUCUCCUGAGCUCAGCACAGCUCUAAAGAAUGUUGAAGAUGUUUGUGCUUAUGAUCCAUACUUGAGUGAUUUAUAUUCUCUGGGAGUUUUAUUCACAGACUUAGUUUCUUUGAAUGAAGUAAAAUUUCAAACCAAAGUUGUGAAUGGAAAUAAGUCAAAAAACAAUAGUAAUUAUAUGACAUAAAUGUAAGCCUAUUUGACAGCGUGCAUUUAGAAGAAUACAUAUCCAAAAGUAUGCUAGCUUAUACUUAGCCUUUUAAACGAGUCUCCAGAAAAUAGGAAAUCCUUCGAAAGCAUCUUAAAAUCAUACGAGUUAGAAAUAGAUCUAUCUUAGGUAAUUCUCUAACAAGACAAAGAUAUCUCACUUGAAAUUGAAAACCAAAGAGAAAAUUCUAAAGUCAUGUCUCAAUACUAAAAGGCUAAAAAAUUAUUUAUUAUAGCAGAAGGUUAUGAAAAGAUUCUUAAAUUUGAGAGAGCAAUAGAAGCAUAUUAACAAGUUCUCUAAGCUACCAUUUACAUGAAUACAAAGACUAUCAGAUCAAGAGCUUUAUAUAAUGUAGGAAGAUGCUAUGAAAAACUUGGACAGUUUAUAAAGAGCUUAGAAUUUUAUUAGCAAUGCUACUAUUUUAGAAAGAAGAUUUAUAAACCUGAUAGCAGAAGAAUAGGUGAGAUUUUAAAUGCUUUGGGAAUAGCUUAUAAUAAGCUUGGAAAUUAGUAAGAAUCUAAAAAUUAUUAUGAAUAGAGUCUUUAAAUUGCACUCAAUAUAUAUGGAUAAAACCAUAUUAUUAUAGCAAAUAUGUAUAAUAACUUAGGUACAGUAUAUUUCAGCUUAAAAUAAUAUUCAAAGUCAUCACAGAAUUUUGAAUAAGCUAUAUCUAUCUUGAAAGCAAUCAAUUUAGAAUUUUAGUCCUUUGAAAUUCUUAAUAAUCUCUCUAUGGUCUAUUUAGAAUAAGGGAAGUUUACUUAGUCUGAAUUGUGUUUAAAAACUGCUUUAGAUUUGGUUAUCAAACACGAAGGGGAAGAUAACUACAGGCUUAUAAGUAUUUAUAUAAAUUUAGGUACAUUACUUUCUGAGCAAAGAAGGUCUGAGGAAUAGGACUAAGAAAUUAAAGAUAGAUAGCUUAAAUCUAUCAAUUAUUAUCAAAUUGCCGAAUCUUUAUGCAUCAAAUAUUAUGGUGAAUAAUACCAUCAAUUAGGAGAAAUAUAUAAUUUAAUGGGAAUAUCUUACUAAAAUCUUUAAGACUUUGAUAGAUCUUUAUAUUACCUUUUAAAGAGUGAAGAUGUGUUAAAAAAUAGCAAUAAUUAAAAUAUAUUAUGGCAAACCUAUUCUACUUUAGGUGUCUUAUAUAAUAUGCAAAAGCUGUACGAAAAAUCUAUAGAAUAUUUCAAGAAAUCAUUGGAAAUUCAUGAUUAAAUUGAUAGUGAUUUAUUCAAAAAAGCUGAUCUUUGCUAUAAUAUUGGCUGUAUUUACUUGUAUUCUAAAAAAAUUGCUGAUUCUAAAUAUUGGUUUGAGAAAUCUCUAAAUUUAUAUGAGUAGAGUGAUGAAUCACAUAUAAAUAUUGCUGUAAUUAAUAAAUUCUUAAAAAAAAUAUAAUUAAAAGAAAUUGAUGAGAGCUGA
Tetrahymena thermophila SB210 is the source of this 4236-nucleotide messenger RNA. RefSeq names its product tetratricopeptide repeat protein. The transcript is spliced from 6 exons. Gene Ontology annotation, molecular function: protein binding; protein kinase activity; ATP binding. The record is from RefSeq and is a predicted model, not a curated record. Lineage: Eukaryota; Ciliophora; Oligohymenophorea; Hymenostomatida; Tetrahymenidae. Gene Ontology annotation, biological process: protein phosphorylation.